This is a messenger RNA of Kalmanozyma brasiliensis GHG001, 594 nucleotides long. RefSeq names its product D-tyrosyl-tRNA(Tyr) deacylase. Gene Ontology annotation, cellular component: cytoplasm. The transcript is spliced from 3 exons. NCBI's taxonomy places the organism in Eukaryota, Fungi, Basidiomycota, Ustilaginomycetes, Ustilaginales. Gene Ontology annotation, molecular function: D-tyrosyl-tRNA(Tyr) deacylase activity. Gene Ontology annotation, biological process: tRNA metabolic process. Bases 1 to 594 code for a protein of 197 amino acids. The record is from RefSeq and is a predicted model, not a curated record.
AUGCGAGCGGUUCUGCAGCGCGUCAAAGGCGCAACUGUGCAUGUCGAUGGCAAGCUCGUCUCCAAGAUCGGCCCCGGCAUUGUAGCCCUGAUCGGUAUUUCGACGGAGGACACUGCCGCCGAGAUCAUUCCGCUCGCCAACAAGAUCCUCAAUACCAAGCUGUGGAAUGACAACCAGGAGGCCAACCAGAUCACUGUCCCGCCUCAAUACGAACCUGAAGCGUCAUCUUCCACCAACUCCGACACCCCGGCAGCGGUGCCAACAGCCAACGGCGAGGAAGGUGGCAAUGCGAGAGCAGAGCAGGUCUGGGGCGGCAAGCCGUGGAAGCGUUCCGUCGUCGAGCUUGGCGGCGAAGUGCUCUGCGUGUCGCAGUUCACCCUGUUCGCGCGAACGGUCAAGGGGACCAAGCCCGACUUUCACCGUGCAAUGGGUGGGGGCGAUGCGAGGGUCAUCUACGAGGCGCUGCUCAAGAAGCUUGGCGAUAGCUACUCAAGCAGAAGGAUCAAGGAUGGCGCGUUUGGAGAGAUGAUGGAUGUCUCCUUGACGAAUGAUGGUAUGUGUACCGAACUGUUGGACACUGCCGAGAAGAAAUAG